AUGCCACAACCAGCAGACGAAGAUACUAUCCGAAUACUCAUCGCGACUGACAACCAUGUCGGAUACGAAGAGCGAGACCCUAUCCGCAAGGAUGACAGCUGGAAGACAUUUGACGAGAUACUAAACCUCGCAAGAAAGCAAGAUGUGGACAUGGUCCUUCUGGCCGGUGACCUCUUCCACGACAAUAAGCCCUCUCGUAAGGCAAUGUACCAGGUCAUGCGCUCUCUCCGAAAGAACUGUCUUGGCAUGAAACCCUGCGAGCUCGAGUUCCUUAGUGAUGCCAACGAGGUCUUUGAAGGUGCCUUCAGUCACGUCAACUACGAAGAUCCAGACAUGAACAUCUCCAUCCCCGUCUUCUCCAUCCACGGCAACCACGAUGACCCUAGCGGUGAUGGGCACUACUGCUCGCUGGACUUGCUGCAGGUGGCAGGCCUAGUCAACUACUACGGCCGGAUUCCCGAGGCGGACAACAUCAAGGUGAAGCCCGUUCUCCUGCAGAAGGGACGCACAAAGCUUGCCCUCUUUGGAUUGAGUAACGUGCGAGAUGAGCGCAUGUUUCGGACCUUCCGGGACAACCAUGUAACAUGGUUCCGUCCGAAUCAGCAGCAGUCCGACUUCUUCAAUAUCCUGUCUGUCCAUCAAAACCACCACGCACACACUUCGACCAGCUAUCUCCCCGAGAACGUGCUACCUGACUGGAUGGAUCUUGUGGUCUGGGGUCACGAGCAUGAGUGUCUUAUCGAUCCGCGAGAGAACCCAGAGACAGGCUUUCAUGUCAUCCAGCCCGGGUCCUCUGUCGCUACAUCGCUUGUCCCCGGCGAAGCUGUCCCGAAGCAUGUGGCCAUUGUCAGCGUGACCGGAAAGGAUUUCAAGGUGGACAAGAUCCCACUCAAGUCAGUUCGGCCAUUUGUCACUCGCGAGAUUAUUCUGCAGAAAGACAAGCGGUUCGCCAAGCUUCACAAGGAGAAGGACAACAGGCAGAAAAUUACGAGAAAGCUGAUGGAGAUUGUGGAGGAGAUGAUCCAGCAGGCGAAUGCGGACUGGUUAGCGAUCCAGGAUGACGACGAGGAGGCCGAAGAGCAUCCGCUGCCUCUUGUCCGCCUCAAGGUCGAAUACACUCCUCCAGAAGGCGGGAACUAUGAGGUUGAGAACCCUCAGCGGUUUUCCAACCGAUUUACCGGAAGGGUUGCCAAUGUCAAUGAUGUGAUUUACUUCUACCGCAAGAAGACCAGCGCCACCAGACGAGACCGGAAAGACCGGACGGACGGCGACCUCCCGGAGUCCGCACUGGAGGCUCUCGAGGCCCUCGACUCCGAGAACGUCAUAAAGGUGGACGCACUGGUCGACGAGUUUCUCGCGGCGCAGUCACUCAAGGUUCUUCCUCAGGGUGAAUUCGCAGGCGCUGUCAACGACUUUGUUGAGAAAGACGACAAACUUGCUAUGGAGACGUUUGUCGCCGACUCCCUCGCUGACCAGCUGCAGCAUGUGCUCAAUAUGGACAACGUAGACGAGAAGAGCCUGGACGCAGCCAUGGAAAAGUGGAAGAAGGGCCGAGAAGCUCGCUGGGCCGCUGGUCAAGUGAAGCGACAGAGGCGCAUUCUCCUGCCCAAGCCAGAUGACUGGGACUCAGAUGCCGAAGGGGCGCAUUGGACAGAUCAGGACGGCGCCUGGCAAGACGUGCAAGAGUCCGCGGAUCAAUCCUCAGCUGUUAAUGGUGCUUCGCGAGGGCGCCAGCCCACCGUUCCGGACGAUGACUCUGAUGCGUUCAUGGACGAUUUCGAGGAUGUGCCGCCACCGGCAGCCCCUGCUAAGCGGGCCACAGCGGCCAAGCCUGUGAAGGCGGCAGCUCCCAAGAAAACCACUGCUACGAAGAAAGCACCUGCGCGUGGUCGAGGCAAGAAGUCGGCUCUCCUUGAAGACAGUGAUGAAGACAUGUUUCUUGAUGACGAGGACGAGGACUCGGUCGUUGUCCCGCCUGCAAAGAAACAGCCCCCUCGCGCUGCUACCGCGAGAUCGACCGCGAGUGCUGCUUCUAAACGCCAGACAACUCUGAAUUUCUCGCAAUCCCAGCGCGCCACUCAGCGGGGAAAUCAAAAAGCGGUGGAGAUUAGUGACGACGAGAUUUCGGAGGAUGAUGCUUUCGAGUCGAUGCCAGUGACCCGCAGUCGACGUCGGUGA
Phaeoacremonium minimum UCRPA7 is the source of this 2178-nucleotide messenger RNA. Its product is annotated as putative dna repair protein rad32 protein. The coding region runs from base 1 to 2178 and encodes 725 amino acids. The transcript has 4 exons. Lineage: Eukaryota; Fungi; Ascomycota; Sordariomycetes; Togniniales; Togniniaceae. The record is from RefSeq and is a predicted model, not a curated record. Gene Ontology annotation, biological process: double-strand break repair via nonhomologous end joining; mitotic G2 DNA damage checkpoint signaling; telomere maintenance. Gene Ontology annotation, cellular component: Mre11 complex; nucleus. Gene Ontology annotation, molecular function: 3'-5'-DNA exonuclease activity; DNA endonuclease activity; manganese ion binding.